This is a messenger RNA of Globicephala melas (long-finned pilot whale), 3666 nucleotides long. RefSeq names its product HECT domain E3 ubiquitin protein ligase 3 (gene HECTD3). Gene Ontology annotation, biological process: proteasome-mediated ubiquitin-dependent protein catabolic process. The record is from RefSeq and is a predicted model, not a curated record. Lineage: Eukaryota; Metazoa; Chordata; Mammalia; Artiodactyla; Delphinidae. Gene Ontology annotation, molecular function: ubiquitin-protein transferase activity.
GGCUGAAGGUGAUGGGAAGCUUAGUCAGCCUUCCCGGCAGAAGCUCCUGGGGCCGGAUCGCCCCUGGGCUUCUCUGGGCCACUAAGCUAUGGCGGGCCCGGGCCCGGGCGCGGCGCUAGAGUCCCCGCGGCAGCUGCUGGGCCGCGUGCGCUUCCUGGCGGAGGCAGCGAAGAGCCUCCGCGCUGGACGGCCGUUGCCGGCGGCGCUAGCUUUCGUGCCGCGCGAGGUGCUCUACAAGCUUUACAAGGACCCGGCGGGACCGUCGCGCGUGCUGUUGCCAGUGUGGGAGGCGGAGGGCCCGGGGCUGCGUGUGGGAGCCACGGGCCCGGCCACCUGUACCGGCUCCGGGCCCCUCCGCGCCGCCCGCGACAGCAUCGAGCUCCGGCGCGGCGCCUGCGUGCGCACCACGGGCGAGGAGCUGUGCAACGGCCACGGGCUCUGGGUGAAGCUGACCAAGGAGCAGCUGGCGGAACACCUGGGCGACUGCGGGCUGGACGAAGGCUGGCUGCUGGUGUGCCGCCCGGCAGAAGGCGGGGCCCGGCUCGUACCCAUCGACACUCCAGACCACCUCCAACGGCAGCAGCAGCUCUUUGGAGUGGACUACCGCCCGGUGCUCAGAUGGGAACAGGUGGUGGACCUGACAUACUCGCAUCGCCUGGGAUCAAGGCCUCAGCCGGCCGAGGCAUACACAGAAGCUGUACAAAGGCUACUCUAUGUGCCCCCGACGUGGACCUACGAGUGCGACGAGGACCUGAUCCACUUCUUGUACGACCACCUGGGCAAGGAGGAUGAGAACCUGGGUAGCGUGAAGCAGUAUGUGGAGAGCAUAGACGUUUCCUCCUACACGGAGGAGUUCAAUGUGUCCUGCCUGACAGACAGCAAUGCGGACACCUACUGGGAGAGCGAUGGGUCCCAGUGCCAGCACUGGGUACGGCUUACCAUGAAAAAGGGCACCAUUGUGAAGAAGCUACUACUCACGGUGGAUACCACAGAUGACAACUUUAUGCCUAAGCGGGUGGUGAUCUAUGGGGGUGAAGGGGACAACCUGAAGAAGCUGAGUGAUGUGAGCAUUGACGAGACCCUGAUCGGGGAUGUCUGUGUCCUGGAGGACAUGACCGUCCACCUCCCAGUCAUCGAGAUCCGCAUCGUCGAGUGCCGAGAUGAUGGGAUUGACGUUCGUCUUCGAGGGGUCAAGAUCAAGUCUUCUAGACAGCGGGAACUAGGGCUGAAUGCAGACCUGUUCCAGCCCACCAGUCUGGUGCGAUAUCCACGCCUGGAAGGCACUGAUCCGGAAGUGCUAUACCGCAGAGCUGUUCUCCUGCAGAGAUUCAUAAAGAUCCUAGACAGCGUCCUGCACCACCUGGUACCUGCCUGGGACCACACGCUGGGUACCUUCAGUGAGAUUAAGCAAGUGAAGCAGUUCCUGCUGCUGUCACGCCAGCGGCCAGGCCUGGUGGCCCAGUGCCUGCGUGACUCAGAGAGCAGCAAGCCCAGCUUCAUGCCACGCCUAUACAUCAACCGGCGCCUCGCCAUGGAACACCGCGCCUGCCCCUUAAAGGACCCUGCCUGCAAGAAUGCUGUCUUCACCCAGGUUUAUGAAGGCCUCAAGCCCUCUGACAAGUAUGAAAAGCCCCUGGACUACAGGUGGCCCAUGCGCUAUGACCAGUGGUGGGAGUGUAAAUUCAUUGCAGAAGGCAUCAUUGACCAAGGAGGUGGUUUCCGGGAUAGCCUGGCAGACAUGUCAGAAGAACUGUGCCCUAGCUCGGCGGACACCCCUGUGCCUCUGCCCUUCUUUGUCCGAACGGCCAACCAGGGCAAUGGCACGGGUGAGGCCCGGGAUAUGUAUGUGCCCAACCCCUCCUGCCGAGACUUUGCCAAGUACGAGUGGAUCGGACAGCUGAUGGGGGCUGCCCUUCGGGGUAAGGAGUUCCUGGUCCUGGCUCUGCCUGGUUUCGUGUGGAAACAGCUCUCUGGUGAGGAGGUGAGCUGGAGCAAGGAUUUCCCAGCUGUGGACUCUGUGCUGGUAAAGCUCCUGGAAGUGAUGGAAGGAAUGGACAAGGAGACAUUUGAGUUCAAAUUUGGAAAGGAGCUAACGUUCACCACUGUGCUGAGUGACCAGCAGGUGGUGGAGCUGAUCCCUGGGGGUGCAGGCAUCGUGGUGGGAUUUGAGGACCGUUCCCGUUUCAUCCAACUGGUGCAGAAGGCACGGCUAGAGGAGAGCAAGGAGCAGGUGUCAGCCAUGCAAGCAGGUCUGCUGAAGGUGGUGCCACAGGCUGUGCUGGACUUGCUAACGUGGCAAGAGUUGGAGAAGAAGGUGUGCGGGGACCCAGAGGUCACUGUGGACGCUCUGCGCAAGCUCACCCGGUUUGAGGACUUCGAGCCAUCUGACACACGGGUGCAGUAUUUCUGGGAGGCACUGAACAACUUCACCAACGAGGACCGGAGCCGCUUCCUGCGCUUUGUCACAGGCCGCAGCCGUCUGCCAGCUCGGAUCUACAUCUACCCGGACAAGCUGGGCUAUGAGACCACAGAUGCGCUGCCUGAGUCUUCCACCUGCUCCAGCACCCUCUUCCUACCGCACUAUGCCAGUGCCAAGGUGUGUGAGGAGAAGCUCCGCUACGCUGCAUACAACUGUGUGGCCAUCGACACCGACAUGAGCCCUUGGGAGGAGUGAGUCGGCGCCAGGGGGCAGCCGCGGGCCGGCAGGACUGCUCCUGCGCAGGUCCCACUCGCCUCGCCCAGGAAGCCAGCGCACUCCGCCCUUGGGUGCGGUUGGAGUGGAGCAGUGGGUUGACACUGGUGGCCCAGCCCCCGCAGACCCUCAAGCCCUACACGUGCUCGGGUUGCUCCCAGCAUUAUUUCGCAUCUGUGAGAGGAAUCUUCCACAAGCCCAGCACAAGCUGCCAGGCCUGAGCUACUUGAAGGGGGCGUUCUAGCUCCCCACCCCGUGGACUUUGCUUCAGGUUCCAGCUCAUUUUUUUCUCUCCUUGUUCUUCUCUGGUUUCAGCCUGGACUCAAAGCUAAAAACUCAGGGGGAGAGGGGAGGAUGGAGGCUCCUCCCCGAACAAGGCUCCAGGGAUGGAUAGGGAAUGAUGGCCAUCGUCCUUGGUCACCUGAACCAAGAAUGAAGAAACUGCUGAACACCCUCUCCCUCACAUAUUGGUCUUUUCCUCCUCUCCCUCCAACCCCAAGGUGUGAGUUCUGACUUUCUUUCUCCAACUAAGUCUCAACUGACAAAGUGCCACCACCAUCCCUGGCUCAGAACAUACAUGUAUCCAAGAUUCAACAUUAAACAUACAUGUAUCCAACAUUCAUGUAUUCAACAUUAAACAUACAUGUAUUCAACAUUAAACAUACAUGUAUUCAACAUUAAAUCUAUACUACCACUGCCACCCCGUAUUCAUCACUUCUGCAUCACCUCCAGCCUGACUCCCUGUCUGCUGUCUUACCCCCAAGACUUUGCACACGCUAAGGCCAGUUAUGUCCUCUCUGAAAUCUUCAAUAGCUCCUCUUUACUCAACUCUAAAAUAAAGCCUAGACUUUAAACCUCCACCUAGGCUUUAUGCACGUCCCUGCCCCAGCCCUCCCUCCCUUAAGGGCCUCCACGACACUCCAUCAAAGAAGCUCUCUUACGUGGGAAAGUUGAAUAAAUGGAUGAAUUCAUUC